This is a messenger RNA of Vitis riparia (riverbank grape), 759 nucleotides long. Its product is annotated as heavy metal-associated isoprenylated plant protein 45-like. The coding region runs from base 337 to 621 and encodes 94 amino acids. The record is from RefSeq and is a predicted model, not a curated record. NCBI's taxonomy places the organism in Eukaryota, Viridiplantae, Streptophyta, Magnoliopsida, Vitales, Vitaceae. The transcript is spliced from 3 exons. Gene Ontology annotation, molecular function: metal ion binding.
UCCCUUCUCUCGAUAUAACCGUUUUUCUUCUUUCUUUGGUUUCUGGUUUUUCAUGUUUCUUUGGAAAAAGCAGAGCCAAAAACCAAAGGCAGGCUGCUGAUUUGGCCUCGUUUUUUUUGUCUUUCAACCACAUCCCAGACAAGAGUUCCCCCCACUUUACUGUUUAUUCCAUCUUUUUCCUCGUGUCUCCUCUCCUCUGCUAUAUAUCUUCCUGACAUUCUUCUCAUCCUCAUCAUCAUCAUUCAUUCUUCUUUCUCGUCUCAUCUCCCUCCCCCCACAUUCCAUUUCUUCUCCAUCAUUCUCUUUGACCUCUUCUUCACUUGGCUGCUUCGAUUCAUGGAGACUGUUGAAUUGAAGGUGGAGAUGGUGGGCAUACAUGAGAAAAGACUCAGGAAAUGUCUGUCAAAAUUAAAGGGAAUAGAGAAGGUGGAAGUGGAUGCCAAUUCCCAGAAGGUGGUGGUGACAGGGUAUGCACAUAGAAACAAGAUACUGAAAGCAGUGAAGAGAGGUGGGUUAAAAGUGGACUUCUGGUCUGCCCAGAAUGAGCUGCUCACUGCUUAUGCCAGUGCCAGUUAUGCCAGUUAUGGAAGCUUGAGAUUCAACAACUUCAACUUCUUCUAGGAAUUGUCCCCAUUUUUUUUUCUCUUGGUGUUUUGUAUUUUAAUUUAUUUUAUUAUUCUCUUUUCCCAACUUUUUCUUUUACAAAGGAACUGUCACAUUGAUACAUAGAGUGAAAUGGAAGAGUUGUUAAGUUUUGCA